AUGACUCCUAGCUCGCCACCUCCUACGGAGCAGCAGCAGAGUCCAACGCACUUGACAACAACUCUGCAGCCAAUUGUCACAGAGCGGCCGUCCAAUCAGCGGUCGUCCUCCUACGCAAAGGAUCGUCUAUCCACGUUCUCGAACGUCUCCUACAAUUCUCAAACCCGUUCGCGCCCCGGAUCGCAUGUUUUCCCGAUAUUCCAUUCCAGUCUGCCGUAUGCUCUGGUCCGCGACUUCGCAUACCCUCCGAUCCACCCUCUUCACUACGGGCCGCUGCCCCCUCACGCGUCCGCUGUGUCGACACCAGUGAGUGAACAGCGUCGCCUCUCGGAUCCUCCCGCGCCUUGGGACAGCUCGCGCGGUCAAUGGUCGACGCAGCCAUGGACCACCGAAAACAGCUAUGGACAUCAACAACUCCCCGCAAUGUCCUUUGGCGAUGGUCCUCCGUACAGCGAAGAUGAGGACUUGCAUAGCCCUGUGUUCCGUCACCGGAAGAACAAGUCGACUGGAACCGUUUUGAUUGGGAGGCGCGGUAGGAGCCCUGGGCGUAGUAUCCCAUCUCGCUACGUCGCGGAUGACCCGGAGCGCGGAACGCUAGUUAGCAUGAACGCGGACGGCAGUGAAACUUAUUAUGUGAAUGGCGGAGAUUCGUCAGACGACGGGCCGGGAGGCGAGUAUAUCACAUAUCCGGCGGAUGAGAGCCACUAUUCCCACUUGAUGGCUGGCGAUACAGAUGUCAACCCGCAAAGCUACGAAGGAGAUGCGGGCUUCGAGUCAGAGGACGACGACCCGUAUGCCCGCGACUUCCAAUUCGCAGUCGGGUGUCCUGACGAAGAAAUGCACGGCAAGGCAGUGGCACUCUUCGACUUUACGAGGGAGCAUGAGAACGAAUUGCCGUUAGUCGAAGGCCAGGUGAUCCUCGUCUCGUACCGACACGGACAUGGCUGGCUUGUAGCGGAAGACCCAAAGUCUGGUGAGAGUGGCUUGGUUCCCGAGGAGUUUGUUCGGUUACUCCGGGACAUUGAGGGUGGAUUGACGUCUUUGAACGACGAAUUUGAACCGGAUACGACGGAGAACCAGAACGACGUUGGUCCCCAACUACUAACCAGCCGGCGUGUGGCAUAG
Messenger RNA from Aspergillus glaucus CBS 516.65, 1125 nucleotides. RefSeq names its product adaptor protein NBP2. Gene Ontology annotation, molecular function: protein binding. The transcript has 2 exons. The record is from RefSeq and is a predicted model, not a curated record. Bases 1 to 1125 code for a protein of 374 amino acids. Lineage: Eukaryota; Fungi; Ascomycota; Eurotiomycetes; Eurotiales; Aspergillaceae.